GUCCCCGUCUCUUCCCCCACGACUGAAAUUUUUUUCUGGCAAAUCGAAACCCCCCCUCGCGCGAGAGACGCCAAGACGGAGAGGAGAACGAUAGGGGAAGGGGAAGGCCCAGGGGGAAGCCACGGCCACCGGCGCGAUGAAGCCGUCGCAGUCCAAGAAGAAGGGCAAGAAGAAGAAGAAGUCCUCGCCGCCGGCCGCGGUGCCGGCCCCACCGCCGCCGGCGGAGGGGGCUGCGGAUUCGGAGGCCUGCUCACUGCUGCCCGAAACCCUAACCAUAUCCGCCGCCGCCGCCGCCACCGCGGCGGUUUCGGAGACGGAGUCCAGCAGCAGCGGCGAGGCGUCGACGUGCGCGUCGUCGGCUUGCUUCACCGCAAGCUCGUCGGGGACGGCCUCCUCGUCCUCCUUCUCUCCCUUCUCCUCGUCGGCGUCCACGGCUUCGUCGUCGGCCGCCGGCGAGGAGCGGCGGGACCUCACGUGGCUGCUCGACGCAUUCGCCAGCGCCACCAUCGACCAGAUCGACUCCGCCUACCGCGAGGCCGGCGGGGACCCCUUCGUGGCCGCUGGUAUACUCGGCUCCACGCAGGACACGCAGCCGCCGCAGCCACCACAGCCGGCGCCGCAGCCCCCGCCACCACCGGAUCUCUCGCCGCGCAGUGGAUCUGGUGGAAGGAAGGCUGGUCGGAGGCCCAAGCGGGUUGCGGUGGCCGCUACGGGCAUGGUCGCGGACGUUAUUGGCAAGGAAUACACGCGGCCCGUGACUGCUCCUGUAAGCGUGCCAAAUGCAUGGAAGGGUCGGGAUGUGGAGAGGGAUGGCGGGUCUGGUGGCCGCAAGUACAGCGUUGAAGAGGCAGAACAGUUCCUGUGCUCGAUGCUCGGGGAUAAUUCCGAGCUUGGCAUGGGUGUUGUCAGAGAUGUACUUGGUCAGUAUGGGUAUGAUGUUGAGAAGAAGUUACAGUUACUUAUGAAAUCAGCGCUGGAUGCAUUGCUUGAUAUAUCUGGCGUGUCUUCUGUUGAAAACAUGGAAACAAAUCAUCAAAAUGCUGGAAGGAAUGACACCCGGCAUCUAUGUAUGUUCCCUGGAAAUGGGCUAUCAGUGGACAAUCUGACUGCUGGGAAUAGAAGUCUACAACAGUUGACAGAUGAGAUAUCCAACACUAGGUUCCAGUCUGAAUUAGGACAUGAGUUUUUGUGGAGUGAACCACAGAUCAGCUAUGCGGAGGCUGUUAAAGAGGCACCACGUUCACCAACAUUGCCUUCAAGAUCAACUGUAGCGAAAGCUGGUCCACAACAAGUCCUCGAUUCACUGUUUAAAAUUCCUGAAAUACACACAUAUGAACCAAGUUCUAUGGACUGGAAAAAGGUAGUAAAGAAACUGCAAAUGUUCAAUAAUACCGCUGCAUCAAACAAUCAAGAAAGGCCUAAGAAUGGGGAUGGCUAUCGUGAGUUCCGUGGUGUUGCUGCGAGACAUUAUGAUAAAAUGAAAGAAUACUAUCAGAAAGCUGCCCUGGCAUAUUCAAAGGGUGACAAGUCAUAUGCUUCUUACCUUGCUGAGGAGGGGAAACAUUAUCGUGAACUGGGUCGCUUAGAAGACGAGAAGGCCAGCAGGAAUAUAUUUGAAGCCAGAAAUAAGCAUAUUACGAAUACAAUAACCAUCGACCUGCAUGGCCAACAUGUCCAACAAGCUAUGAACCUUCUCAAACUUAACAUGAUGGUUUGUAUUUGCAUGCCAUCUGUCUUACUGAGGGUAAUUACUGGUUGUGGUUCAGAAGGUACUGGGAAGGGAAAAAUAAAGCGCUCGGUUAUAGAGCUUGCAGAGAAGGAACAUAUUGAGUGGCGCGAAGAGAACUCUGGAACUGUAGCCCUUCGGCUUGGUGGGCCAAGAGAGUAUCGGUUCCUUGAGCAUGAAAACGAUUCUGACUAAGCGGGGAAGCCUUUUCAGGAGACUUUAACAUAGAUUAACCUGUGAUCUAAUCUAUGUAUCCCCGUAUUUAUCUGUAUUUAUGUGUUAUGAUUAUGGAUACCUAGGCUGUGACGAAGGCUGUAGUUCUGACACAGAAGUUCGGUAUUGUAGUUGAAGUAAAUUAUGGUGUAAUGUUGAUCCCAGGCUGCUAACUGUGUAAUGUAGUCUGAAGCUCUGUACACCUGUCUAGUUUAGAUGUUAUGGUGUGCUUCUGUGUACAAUGUACGACAGGAGCUGCAAUGAAGUGUAAAAUUAUCGUGAUGUUUUGUUGAAGAAUAUCAUGGUAUGACUGAUUGCCAACUCAUGCUGUUCAAAAUAAGCUUUCGCGGGAUGCAUGCCUGAA
Sorghum bicolor (sorghum) is the source of this 2303-nucleotide messenger RNA. RefSeq names its product SMR domain-containing protein At5g58720. The transcript has 12 exons. Bases 137 to 1921 code for a protein of 594 amino acids. NCBI's taxonomy places the organism in Eukaryota, Viridiplantae, Streptophyta, Magnoliopsida, Poales, Poaceae. The record is from RefSeq and is a predicted model, not a curated record.